This is a messenger RNA of Drosophila nasuta, 1639 nucleotides long. RefSeq names its product Growth arrest and DNA damage-inducible 45 (gene Gadd45). Gene Ontology annotation, biological process: regulation of cell cycle. Gene Ontology annotation, cellular component: cytoplasm; nucleus. The coding region runs from base 353 to 832 and encodes 159 amino acids. NCBI's taxonomy places the organism in Eukaryota, Metazoa, Arthropoda, Insecta, Diptera, Drosophilidae. The transcript has a single exon. The record is from RefSeq and is a predicted model, not a curated record.
CGCCAACGUUUGGCAUUCAUUGUGAAAUUGCAACUCAAAAUUGAAACAAGCACAGACCGAGACGGUUAAACGGAUUUUAAAGCGCGCUGCGUAAACGUGAAAAGAAUUUCAUAAUCAAAAGUUAAUAGACCGCAAAUUGCCGAGGAAUACAAUCAACGGGCAAACGCUAAUAACAGCAACAAAAGCAACAAUAAACAAAGCAGUGAUACCACAACACACAAAAGUGCCACACACAAACUAUACAAACAUUGAAAAGCAAAAAAAACUUUGCCACAAACCAAAAGUGCAAACAGAAGCUGUAAAAAUAGCUCAAAAUCAAGUGACAAGCUCCGAAAUUAGCAACUCAUACAAAAUGGUCGUUGAGGAAUCUGUCAACAUGCACUACACACACAACCACAACAUGGAAUUGGCCGAUUGCGAUACCCCAAUCGGUCGCACCGUCAAAUCAGCUCUUCUGCGAGCCCAAUCUGAAUCUCGAGUGAUCGUCGGACUAUCAGCAGCCAUCAAUGUGCUCUCAAAGUCACCGGAGGGUUCACUCUUCUGCCUGAUGGCCGUGCCCAAGGACGGCGAUUCAGCCACACACAUGCACGAGGUGCUACUGGAGGCGUUUUGCUACGAGAACGACAUCUAUGUGAUCAAGGUGGACGAUGCCACCAAGCUGAGCCGCAUUUUGGGCCAGGAAAGCAUCGAAUCAUGCUGCCUGGUGCAAAAGACCUGGGCUGGCGAUCAGAUCGAGGAGCAUCUGAACAAGGCGGAGAAUCAAUUGGUCGACUACUGCGAGGCCCAUUGGGAUGCACCACAACAUCCCAUCGUUCAGCUGCCAGUCGUAUAAACUAUGAGAUGGAUCAGACGAUUUAAUUGAACAGCCCGUUACAGUGGGGCAAAACAUGGUUUAAAUUGAUGCAACAACCAAUAAGAACAGCAACCAGUUAAGACAAGGUUAAUGUACCCAAAACGUUUGGAGAGUUCUGCGGAAACCGACGUAUUGGGACAUAUCCCAAUUACAUAUACAUAUUAUAUAUCAUAUAAUAUACAUACACAUACAUACAUAUGUAUAAGUGUAUAUAGGAGGAGCGGCUUAAUCAGAAGAGUAGCUGCGACGAUGGCCAAUUUUCAUACGCUAGAUUGAAGGAGAGUGAAGGAGAGAGCAGAGAUCGAGAGAGGCAGCCGACGACCUUCGUUGGAGCAGCAUCAGCAGCAGCAGCCGAGAAUGCAAUGGAACUUGCAGCAGUCACAACAACAAUACCAACAACAACUACGGCUGCUGCGGAAGUGCGCCUCACACACACACACACCAUCACACUCUGGGAUUUACACUCUCUGGCUCUCUCUUUAAUCUGGAAGCAAUUUCGCAACCAGAGGCAAAUACAAUUCAUACACGCACACAACCACAAAUCCAUGCGCACACACAUAAGCGCGUGACCAGCUGCUGGUUUUUUUUUCAUCCAGUUCGCUUUAAGCGUAAAACAAAUUAUUAAAUAAUUGAGAUUUACGAUGAACAGAUUUCCAUUCUAUUUUUUAAACAUAAACAAAAAGAAAAAUACAACACACAAAAGAAAAAUAAAAUAUUGUAAUUUGUAUUUUAAAGUUAAAGUUUUGUUAUGUUAGCUUUUCUUAAAAACCAGCGUAUUAAAUAAUA